AUGAUAUGGCAUGAUAUGGCAGCGCUGCUGCUGCGUGAGCUGCCUGAGACCUCUGUGAGCUGCUACUUGUGGAAACGACUAGAGAAAGCCGCGCUUGGCGAAGAGACAGUUUGCGGCCUUUUGUCGGAGUUGCAGCGGGGCGGAGACACCAGCAGUGUGAUGGAAACAGUACGGCAGCGAGUCGCUGUUGCUGCUGCUGCUGCUGCCGCUGCAGCAGACGCAGCCAAUGCUGCUUUCCUAAACGACCUACAACAAACAGGCUUCAGGGGCGGAGGAGCAUCGUUUGCAGCGCACCUAGCCGUCUUUAGCGGCAAAUUUGAAGAAGCGCAGAAGCUGCUGAUGCAGCGACGAGAGACAGACACGCUGCAGCAGCUUCAACAACAGCUCCACAGGUGGCAGGACUGGAUUAAUCUAUUGGAACAACAAGAGGACCCGAGGGCCGCGGAUGCCAAGAAAGAGUUCAAGGCAUUUCUUUUAGCAGAACAUCGUUACGAGGAGGCGGCGGCGAUUGCUGCAGCGGAAAGAAACUCGAAGGAGGCAGUUGAAUUGUUUCUCAAGGCCCGCGUCCCCUUGAGGGCUGCCGCCUAUAUUUUCUCCUCUCUCCCCGCUCACCCCCUGACCUAUUCCUCUUCAUCUGAGAUCACUGAAGUUAACGACAAUGAUGAAGUAUCCACAGCUGAGAAUUACGCUUCUCUCGGUGGACUAGAGACCGUAGACACCAUUGCGAACGAACUAAAGGAAAUUGAGCUGACAGAAAAAGCUGCUGAACUGUACAGACACGUGGGCCAGUGGACAAAGGCACUUUCGCUUUACCAGCAAGGCAGAAAUUACGCAAAGGCGGUGGAACUAGCAGAAAAUGUGUCGCCCGAUCUUCUGCCGCAGCUGCAUGCGGAGUGGGCUACUGAUUGCCUACACAGAGGAGAGGCCGAAGCUGCAGUGCUGCAUUUCACAGCAGCUGGCUGCGGUGACAAAGCAGUGGAGGCGUGCGUCCGGGGGGGCCUCCUGAGACAGGCGAGGCAGUUGCUGAAAGUACAGAAGGGCCCGCUGGUUCCGCAGCAGCUGCUCAGCCUGGGGAAACAACUGGAAGAGGCAGGAGAUUUAUCAGAAGCAGAAGAGGCGUACUUAGACGCGAAUGCCGCGACAAGAGCAGUGAAGAUGAGGAUGGACAGGGGACAUUUGGCUGCUGCCUUGAAGGUGGCGCACAGAGCGGCAGAAGACAAGGAAAUGAAGCCCUUUUUGCAGAGGCUUGCAAAACAAUUGGCAGCAAAUAAAAAAUUUAAAGACGCGGAGGCGCUCUUGCUGGCUGUGGGGGACUUAGAAGGAGCUUUGCAUCUUAUGCAGGCCUAUAAACAAUUCGAUCGUUUGCUACUUCUUCUUGAUUCUUGUUCGCUUGUUGAUGCGUCUCGUUGUUUGCUUGCGUGCCUAUCUGUUUUCCUACAUGUCGGUUCUGAGAAGAGGGAAAUUCUCUGCAAGCGAAUGGCCAAUCAACUCAGAAGCAGCAAGUGCCAUCAAGAAGCCGAACGCCUCUUCCUCGCAUGUGGAGCUUGGCAAGAGGCAGCCGAUAUGUACAGAGAAGAAGGAGAAUGGGUAGAGGCGGAGCGCGUUGCUGUUGCUGCGGGUGGGGCUGCAGCAGGCACACGCAUGAAGAUUCUGCAUGCAAGAGAAAUCCUUAAGACGCAAAGCCCCGAGGCAGCGGUUCAAAUGCUUCUCAAGGUCAUUGAACUCGACAACUAA
Messenger RNA from Eimeria maxima, 1734 nucleotides. Its product is annotated as selective LIM-binding factor, putative. Gene Ontology annotation, biological process: intraciliary transport. The record is from RefSeq and is a predicted model, not a curated record. Gene Ontology annotation, cellular component: ciliary basal body; intraciliary transport particle B; axoneme. The coding region runs from base 1 to 1734 and encodes 577 amino acids. The transcript has 13 exons. NCBI's taxonomy places the organism in Eukaryota, Apicomplexa, Conoidasida, Eucoccidiorida, Eimeriidae.